Cotesia congregata is the source of this 306-nucleotide messenger RNA. Lineage: Eukaryota; Metazoa; Arthropoda; Insecta; Hymenoptera; Braconidae. The record is from the annotation of a GenBank genome assembly.
AUGUUUCAAUUCGGUCUGAAUAAAAAUAAAACUACGCCAAUUUUUGAUGAUGGUUAUUGUUACUUACAAAUUGGUGUCUCAGAUAAUAAUACUACUCUAUAUCUUGAAUGUCAUGAGAAAAGUCGCCGCAGAUGUCCAGCUCGAGGAGUAAAGAAGGUUGAAUCACCCUUUGUUUCUUUAACAAGAAAUCACAACCAUAUUCGAAAUUAUGAUAUUGAAUUGAUUUAUAAUUUCAAACAUGAGUUGUAUUCUUCUGUAAUAUCUACUACACGUGAUUUACGUAUUCUUUUUAACGAAAUAAGUAUU